Pogoniulus pusillus (Red-fronted tinkerbird) is the source of this 5116-nucleotide messenger RNA. It is a transcript of the gene TJP2, whose product is annotated as tight junction protein 2. Gene Ontology annotation, cellular component: plasma membrane; bicellular tight junction. The coding region runs from base 854 to 4342 and encodes 1162 amino acids. The record is from RefSeq and is a predicted model, not a curated record. NCBI's taxonomy places the organism in Eukaryota, Metazoa, Chordata, Aves, Piciformes, Lybiidae. Gene Ontology annotation, molecular function: cell adhesion molecule binding. Gene Ontology annotation, biological process: cell-cell junction organization; cell-cell adhesion; establishment of endothelial intestinal barrier. The transcript has 23 exons.
AGACAUGGAAUACAGGAAUUUUGUGACUGUGUUGGAGUCUUCCAUCUGAUGACUUACAACAUUUGUAGUCUCUCCCUCCCUCUCUGUCUUCUCCAUUAAUCUGUCAGUGUGGGUUAGCAUUCUGGCAAUGACAAACAGCAGUACGCUUUAUAUUGUUACAGAGAUUAUUGCUUAGAGAUUUGAGGGAAUACAGACGUGUUUUGUGCCUUACAGGCUUCCAAGGUGACCAUUCAGUUCGCUGAACUGUGUUACAGAGCCUGCACAGUUUUAUCAGUAUGGCAGAACCAGUGCUGUUGUCUUGGUAACUAUGUCGCACAAAAUCAGCUUUGCGAGCGCAUAGCAUACUCCUCUCGCCAAUACAGCAUACAUCAAAUGGGAAACGGGUCCCUAAGUAGCAGUUUCUAAAAAAUGUGAUACUUUAACAAAUACUUGAUUUGGUGAUAGUUCAGCUUUUGUGACAAGAUAACCACAAGACUUAUUUUCCAGAGCAAAGUAAACCUAACCUGAUAGUUUAUAAUACUUUAUUACACAGGCAUCAUUUUCUGGAAGGAAGUUUUUACCAUCUUACCUGUUUCAUACCCAUAAAUCCAUCCUCAGUGUCUUUACCGUGCUCUCUUCAGUCCUUUUUCUGUGAUGUUGUGCUGAAUAAGCAGUCAUUUCCUGGGCCUUCCUUUACUAGGUAGUGUAUUGGAAGUCCUAGUAUUAGUACUGAAAGAGUAAAGCAACUGUAGCUGCGCUUUGUCCCCAUGAUUAAUGAGCUCUCGUCGAUGCCACUCUGCCUGCCUUAUUAUUCUGCCUGUACAGCGCUGGACUCGAUAUUCUAGACUGGGAGGCAGUGUUGCAGGCCCCAGGCAUGGAAGAGUUGAUAUGGGAACAGUACACUGUGACCUUACAAAAGGAUUCAAAAAGAGGAUUUGGAAUUGCAGUUUCUGGCGGCAGAGAUAACCCUCAUUUUGAAAAUGGUGAAACAUCGAUAGUCAUUUCAGAUGUUCUCCCAGGUGGCCCAGCAGAUGGAUUACUUCAAGAAAAUGACCGGGUGGUCAUAGUUAACGGGACCCCAAUGGAAAAUGUUCCACAUUCUUUUGCAGUCCAGCAGCUUAGGAAAAGUGGAAAAGUGGCCACCAUUGUAGUGAAAAGACCAAGGAAAGUGCAGGCUGCUUCACUGAAGAGGAGCCCCUCCCUUGACUAUGAGGACAGACCUUUAGAUGUACUGGAUGACCAUGCAGAAUUUGAUGGCAAAAGUGCUCGAAGUGGCUAUAGUGACAGAAGCUGGCACAGUGGUAAUGGAGGGCGCAGCCAAAGCUGGGGAAACAGCCUGGAUCAGAGCUACAGAGAUGAACAAGGCAGAGGGCGAAACCGAAGCAGAGACCACGAUAAGGAACGCAGCUACAGCCGUGAUCGAAGCCGUGGUAGAAGUGUUGACAGAAGCUUGGAUCAAGACUGUGGGAGAGAUCGAAGCAGGGGAAGGAGCUUCGACAGGGAUGGCUAUGAGCGGAAUUAUAGAGGAGACUACAGCCCACCCAGUUAUAGCCACAGAUCUCAACCUGAUCCUAGAUAUGAGAGGGAAGUGAGGAGUCGAAGUCGGGAUAGGCUUCAUUCCCGAAGUCCUUCGCCUGAAGUACACUAUCACCAUGACUACCUAGGCCCUCAGGACCAGAAUGGGCCUAUCAGUGUUCUCUUAACGAAAGGCAGACAUAACGAAGAAUAUGGCCUCCGGCUUGGCAGUCAGAUCUUCAUAAAAGAAAUGACCCGUACUGGCCUAGCAACCAAGGAUGGCAACCUUCAUGAAGGGGAUAUCAUUCUCAAGAUCAAUGGUACAGUGACAGAAAACAUGUCUUUAGCUGAUGCCCGAAAAUUGAUUGAGAAGUCACGGGGGAAGCUUCAGUUGGUUGUCCUCAGGGACAGAAAGCAGACACUGCUCAACAUUCCUUCAUUGAACGACAGUGACUCAGAAAUGGAUGACAUUUCUGAAAUAGAGUCAAACAGAUCUUUGUCCCCUCAAGAUGACAGAUUACACCAUUCCGAUGUAGAUUCACAUUCAUCCAAUGAAAAGCUGAAAGAGAAAUCAAAUGCAAAAGAUGAUCCAUCCAGUAAGAUGUCUAGGAUAGGAGCAAUGCCUACACCAUUCAAGUCGACUGGUGACUUUGCUACUUCUGCUGUUACAGUUGCAGACACAAGCAGAGAACUGAAGUACCAGGAUGACACAGUAGUGUCUCAGCCAAAAGCAGUUACAAGAACAAUUCUUAAGCCCAGCCCUGAAGAUGAAGCAAUAUAUGGUCCUAAUACAAAAAUGGUGAGAUUCAAGAAAGGGGACAGUGUGGGUCUACGAUUGGCUGGCGGAAAUGAUGUAGGGAUAUUCAUUGCUGGAAUCCAAGAAGGCACUUCAGCUGAUCAGGAAGGACUGCAGGAAGGAGAUCAGAUUCUUAAGGUGAACACUCAAGACUUCAGAGGCAUUGUUCGGGAAGAUGCCGUUUUGUAUCUCUUAGAAAUUCCCAAAGGAGAAACAGUGACAAUUUUGGCUCAAAGCAAGUAUGAAGUCUACAGAGAUAUCAUGGCCUGUGGAAGAGGAGAUUCAUUCUUCAUCAGAAGCCACUUUGAGUGUGAGAAAGAGUCACCACAGAGCUUAGCAUUCACCAGAGGGGAGAUCUUUAGAGUAGUCGAUACACUGUAUGAUGGCAAACUGGGAAACUGGCUGGCUGUGAGGAUUGGAAAUGAGCUGGAGAAGGGCCUCAUUCCAAAUAAGAGCAGAGCUGAGCAGAUGGCCAGUGUUCAAAAUGCCCAAAAAGACGGCUCAAGCGAUAGGGCAGACUUCUGGAGAACACGUGGCCAGCGAUCUGGAGUGAAGAAGAAUCUGAGGAAGAGUCGUGAAGAUCUGGCAGCGAUUGUAUCUGUGAGCACAAAAUUCCCAGCUUAUGAACGAGUUCAGUUGCGUGAAGCUGGUUUUAAGAGACCUGUGGUGAUAUUUGGCCCUAUUGCAGAUGUUGCUAUGGAGAAGUUGUCAAAUGAUUUGCCUCACCUGUAUCAGACAGCGAAGACAGAACCCAGAGAUGCAGGUUCAGAGAAGUCAACUGGGGUAGUGCGCUUGAACACUGUGAGGCAAAUCAUUGAGCAGGAUAAACAUGCUCUGUUGGACGUGACUCCUAAGGCAGUGGACCUGCUAAAUUAUACCCAGUGGUUUCCAAUUGUGGUCUUCUUUAACCCAGACAGUAAACAGGGUGUGAAAACAAUGAGACAAAGGCUAUGUUCCACAUCCAAUAAGAGCUCAAGGAAACUCUACGAGCAAGCGAACAAACUGAAGAAAACUUGUUCCCACCUUUUUACAGCCACCAUCAAUUUGAAUUCAACCAAUGACAGCUGGUAUGGCAGUCUGAAAGAUAUAAUUCAGCAACAGCAAGGAGAAGCAGUAUGGGUAUCUGAAGGAAAGCUGGAUGGCAUGGAAGAUGAUGCAGAUGAUCGUAUGUCUUACCUUACUGCAAUGGGGGCUGAUUAUUUGAGUUGUGACAGUCGGCUGAUCAGUGACCUAGAGGAUACGGAUGGAGAAGGAGGUGCAUACACUGACAAUGAACUCGAUGAGCCUCUAGAUGAACCAAGGGUUUCAUCUGUUAGCCGGUCUUCAGAACCUGUGCAUCUUGAGGAGAGUUUAAAAAAAAAUAGCCCAGAACCAAGGGCUCAAUUAAGAAAAGCUGGUAGCAGAGAGAUCCUUAGAGAGCCAAGUCCACCUCCAUCAUUCAAGCCUGAACCACCUAAGGGAAAAUUACAAAAUAAAGAGGAUCUUUAUGACUUCCCCAAGAACUAUGACUCCAAAUCAAGUAACAUUGCUGCCAGCAGUGAGAUUUCAACUGUAUCAGCUAAAGCAGCACCACCACCAGUUUCUGUGAAACCUGCAUUUGGACGUCCCAUUAUGAGAAACUCUCAGCCAGCAGUCCCAUCUGCAGAGGAGGAAGAGGAGGCCAAGCUGGAAGAGGAAGGAAGUGAACAAGAAAGUACUCCAAAGUCUGUACUGAGGAAAGUAAAAAUAUUUGAAGAGAUGGAUCAUAAGGCAAGGAUGCAAAGAAUGCAAGAGCUACAAGAGGCCCAAAAUGCCAGGCUUGAAAUAGCCCAGAAGCAUCCAGAUAUUUAUGCUGUCCCUGUCAAAACACCGAAAGCAGAACAGAGCUGGCCCCAGCCUAUGAGCUCCAGACCUCCAGAGCCCCAGAAAGUGCCUCUUAGACCUUACCUAGAGAACCGUGGCAGUUAUGGCAGCGAUGCAGAGGAGGAGGAGGAGUACCGUCGGCAGCUAUCGGACCACUCUAAGAAGGGAUAUUAUGGACAGCCAUCCAGAUACAGAGACACAGAAUUGUAGGCUCACUAGUGUGUGCAUACAUAAUGCUCUUUGAGGUUUCUUCCUUCACAGCCAAAGUGGAGCCGUAGUUAGUCUUGAAAAGCUGUACUUUAAUUAGGGGUGGUGUUAGAGGGUGCCCUACUCAACUUAGACAUAUCUAUACGCUGGAACUGGAAGAGUUCAUUGUUGGGGAUAUUUUUUUGUUAGCAUCUGAGAGAAAAAAUCACUAUUGCCUGAAUGCUGUUGCCUGGUUUAUAAGGACCAAAUCCUAAAAGGUUUUGUUAAUUCUUGGUAUUUUAAUAUUUUAACAUAAACCUCCUUAUUUCCCUUUUAUUAAUGCUGCCUUUUUUGGACUGUUCUGCUGUGUUGUGGAAGUAUGAUCUGAGAGAUGCACUUCUUAAUGCAACAGAACUAUAUUUGAAAGUGUAUUUGAAGAACUGUAAGUGCCUUUAACAAGAAGAAUCUUAAACUCUUUGUUUUGACAUCUGAUACUUGGUGCAGAGCCAUAACACACUAAAAGGGGAUUGUCUGUUUUACCUGUUUGCUUUUUGGUUUUGGUUUUUGGUUUUUUUUUUAUCAGUUUCAUGGUAAUAAUUUCCCAUGCAUGUUAUUUUUCUAAGUCCAUAGAUGCAUAUGCAAUAUUUCAUAAAUACUGACUGUACAUAAUAAAGAUGUGAUUGAUUAAGUUGUUGGAAGACACCAGGAUGUGUUUAAACAGAUAAAAUGAUGUAGAAAUUCAGCUAUGUAUUAAAACUUACAGACUGCAAAUAAUAAAGGAUAUAUUCUAGACACAAA